Molecule: messenger RNA, 6241 nt
Organism: Porites lobata
Lineage: Eukaryota; Metazoa; Cnidaria; Anthozoa; Scleractinia; Poritidae
Source: the annotation of a GenBank genome assembly
UUAACGUUAUCUUCAACAGGAGAGACCAGCGCAGGGAAAAGCAGCCUGAUAAACCUGUUACUAAAUGAACAAGUUCUUCCGACUAGUGUUCUACAAAAUACUCUGACUAUCUGUGAAAUAUCUUAUGGAGCCAAGCGAGAGGCAGUUAUCCAUUUUGGUAAUAAAGAAAAAACAUCUCUUAGGCUGGGGGAUAUCAAGUCUGACACCUUAAAACAGUACAUCCAAAAACCGACCAAUGAUAAAGAUUGGUGUAAAAAAAUUGAAAUCAAGAUACCUAAUUCACUGUUGAAGGUAAUGUAACAAAUAAUAGUCAAUAGUUAUGGAUUCAAAAUCAUUUUGUACGUUUCUGGUUGUUUUUGUAUUUGUACAAAGGAUAGGUGGUAAGGCUUGUCAACUUCAUGAGAACGUAGAUAACUGUCUAAUUUAUUUUUCUCAUUUGGACUCGUACGAAGAAGAGCUUUGCUUCCUUGGUGUAACUUCCAGCACUGUUCCAGCUUAAUUGAGUAUUCAACAUGCUCAGCUCCUUCUAAAUCUCGUUGCACUCUCUUGCUUUAAUCUUUCUGAUUCUCUUGUAGGGAGGUGUGGUCAUUGUAGACAGUCCGGGGAUUGGCGAUUCGGAGCAAGUCUGUAACAUUGCUUUGGAAUUUUUGCCACAAGCCUUUGCCUUUAUUUACGUAAUCAACAGUCCGAAUGCCGGGGGAAUGCAAGACGACAGGGUAAGUUGAACAUAGCAGUCAUUUCUUAGUGACCUGCUCGUUUUAAGAAAGUAGGAAGAAACGUUUUGGAAUCCUUUACGCUUAUGUCAGCUUUAUAAGGAGUCUUAGACGAGCUGGUUCAUUGACGACGUUAUACCAUACCUGCCGGAACAGUUGACAGACCUAAGCGUUUCAUUGUGUUUAAACGGAACAGUUGAUAGACCGAAGCGUUUCAUUUGUGUUUUAAGCAAAACUUUGGUUACCUUCCAGUGAGGCGGGACUGGAAAGGAGAAUUUCUGAAAAUGAGACGGUAUUAAGUUUCGGUUGGAUCCUACAGACCGAACGGAGAAACCGCCUUUAGAGUUGAUCCUGCGCUUUUCCCGAAGACAGAUGGUUUUGCAGAACAUUUUGUGGUUAUCUUUCCGUGUUUAAAAGUAUUACUUACCAUUGAUAGACCGUAAACUAAUAAAUACAAUGGUUUGGUUAUUUAUGUUUUUAGCUUAUGCGUAUUGUGAAGGAAUGGAACAAACUCUACAGGGGAGACAAAUGCAAUGGCCUCACUUCUGAGUCUGCUUUGUUCGUGUGCAACAAGUGGGACGACGUCGAAAGGCAAACAAAGACCAAUCUGUCAAACAAAGAAAAAAUUAAAAAUGAAAUCAUCUGCAAACUUAAGAAGAAAAUCCCUAACCUAAAUGAGAAAUCCCAGGUAAUUGAAAUGUCGGUGUUCACUGCAGCCCAAAUCCAUCAGAAGUUUGGUGUGAUGAGUGAUGAUUUAAGCAGCCUCAUAAAUGGACUACGACGCCUUCUUCCACUUUGUCUCGAGAAGAAAACCGAGCACUUCUACAGGUAAUUUGAAUUUCUCAGGAGUGCUUAAUGCGAACACCUCUUUGUCGGUAUUGCUCGGUUUCCAUGUGACAUCAUCGUACUGUAAAAUCAAAACUUGCCAAACCUGAGUUCAUUAUCUUCAGGCAUAAAAUCCCCUAAAAUCUCUUGAAUUUUAUCUUUUUAUCAAUCACACGUCAACAACGUGCGGUCAAAGAAGUAAAGGCGUCUCCUGUCACAGAGCUGUCACGUGAAAAAAAAAAAAACAGUAAAAAGUGAUGACUUAUCCUUUGAUUUGUUCUUCCUGAACAGUCAAAUGCGAGAUUUGCUCCGUGUUAAGGUACGUGUAGAAAUUUGGUGAACAGCUGAAACUACUGACAGCACAGAUCGGCAGAGACCUUUUAAAAGAGUUUUGUACUAGUUAUUAAGUGGACAUGAUCACUCACUGAACCCGUGCUAGUGUCUAUUACAGAAAAUAUGAGAAGAUAUAUAAGACUUACGGACGUUACUGUCUAACUGUCUACUGUCUGUUUAACAUGGGUUUCUUUUUACGAACAGACUUUACUGUAGUUUAAGCUGAAAUUAACUAUUUUUUUCACAAUUCACCAGGAUGAAUAGCGGCUGUCUUAAGUCCUUAUCGGAUCAGGUGAAAGGUGAAAUUAACAAUGCAAAACGGUCCCGAGAAGAUCGAUUCAAAGCUCAAAAGGACGUUGAAGUAAAGCUGGAAAAACUCAAAGACGGCGCCUUCAUAAAGGAGACUGACAAAGCAAUAUCUAGGCAUGUGAAGAAUAUUUCCACGCAAGUCAAGUCCUGUUUACAACAGGAUGGAGUAAGAAGCGCGUUUUGCACAUGGGAAGAAAAGGAUCUGCCACAAAUCGAUGACAGUCAACGAGGGAAAGUGGAGAAAUUGAAAAAUAUUUACAACCAAAGUCUUGAGCAACGGUUCGAAAAAAUUUUACAGACCCUGGAAAAGAGGGAACAGCUAUUUUCGAAGGCUCACGCUGACCUUGAGCAGAGAUUUCGUCAAGGCUUCUUUGAAUUUGAGAAAGACGUACGAGACAUCGAUCAGGUCCUUGUUGGCGAAUCUACGGACGAAGUAUUAUUGCAAUUUGAAGACCGUUCUCCCUUGGACUCAAGAGUUAAGAAAUUCAUUUUCCUGACAAGUGUCGUCUUCAUGCCAGUUCUGUUCCCCAUUGGUUUGGCUGCAGCUGUUUUAUCUGCGCCGGUAAUUGGAUAUUUGGCCGUCGAAAGAAUCCUGAACGAAAGGCAUUUGAGAAACGAUCCCUGCCAAGUGCUAAGAGAAUUAUCCACGCAUUUCCUUCAGAAAAACAUUGACGAAGUAAUUUUCGACCGAGUUUCGCAAGAAUUUACCGAUGAGAGGGAACGUAUAGAUAGUAUCAAGAGAUGCUAUAACGAGCUUCUUGAGAAAUAUGAGAGGAAAUGCAAAGAUCUCACCAAAUGCGAAGAUGAAGAAACACGGAAAGGAACUGUCGAGAUGCUUAGUCCUUUGUACACAAAGCUUGAGGAUAUAAGUCAAAACCUAACCUUUGAUGCCAUUCAGCAUGGUAUACGUGUGAUGUCCCCUUCCUGCGAAGUCGACAAAAGGACUCUUUAUUACGAGACAAGGAUCGGGGGAGGCUCUUAUGGUGACGUUUACAAGGGAAAGAUCAGCCUUCCAGGGAGUGAGAAAGAAGUAGCUGUCAAGAAGCUAAAAGAACCUCCGCAGGCGUCAAACGUUGCCCCCUUCCUCGGAGAAGCAAAUAUACUGAUGUAAGCGAGUUUCGUUCAUAGACGAGUUAAUUCGCCUAGAAUUAAAGUCGAUUCGCCUCAGUUGACGACUUUAUUCGUAGCUGAUUGCCUGGGAAAGGAAGUUUUGGCUGGCUUUGGGAAUAAAACGGGGCAAGGGUGAAGGGGCAACCAGGGCUGUCCUUCGUGUUCUCAAACGCGACAUGCUACGCUGUCCUUCAACCUCGUUCCCAUGGUGCAACUGAAUGCCUGCCGCCUAAAUUUUGAACUAAGAACCAAAAUAUAAGUAAGCUUUCUGGGAAAAAGGCAACGUUCGUUCCUUGUAAACGUCGUUGGUAAACCAUGUAAAAAUCUUCCAGUGUGACUAAUGAGUUGUACUUAAAUGUGUUCAAUGAUAAGAGAGUGAUCAUUACUUGGUUGCUAGGCAUGUCGGUGGAGAGGUAAUAUAAUUUUAAAAUGUACGUCAUAUACGUUUAUCUCAAAGUUGAGGGAGAUUAAAAUAUUAUUUUUUGCAGGAAACUAAAACACACUCAUAUAGUGGAGUUCUAUGGAGUAGUUAUGGAUGUCCAGGACAACCAGCUGAGAUUCUUGGCCCUCGUCUUUGAGUUGUGCAAGGCAAGUCUCAAGAAUCACAUCUUCAAGAACGAGGAAAAUAAACCGUGGAGGACAAACAGCGCAGCCAUUAUCACAUGCCGAUGGGGCGUUGAAAUUUUAGAUGCCCUGGAAUUCAUUCACAGCAAGAAAAUCGUUCAUCGGGAUCUCAAGCUUGACAAUGUUUUAGUAAGUCAUUUCAAUUACUACAUGUUGCAAAUUUCUCCCAGUAACCAUUCAAACCGUGGACGCAAAGGAUUGAUCUUCCAGUGUGUAAUCUUUUUUUGUGUACUACACUGGGCCCUUUGUUCUAAAUCUGAUUGGGUAGGUUGUCCAUUACUUAAUUAUAUAUGUUAAAAGAUGUUGAUAAAGACGUUCUGUGUUGAAUCAAAUCUAUUUGUUUAUUUAUUUAUUUAUUUAAGCUGUACCCGUUCUGUUCAGUGACUUGCCUUUGACGUUUACGGUCAAGCCAGGUCAGGCGUACCCCCCAAGAUGCCAUUAAUAAAUUUAUUAUUCGGAAGUUGAAUCCGUUGUUAGUUGUAGAUUUCAGAUUCAUCUCUGCAUUUUUGCAUGCGCAAUAAUCCGUGAAUUCACACGCGAGGUAGUUACGAAAUUUCUAGCAGCUCAGUUUCCCUGAUUUCGAUGUAAAUGUCUUCUGAGAAAGUUAAUCAAUUCAAAGAUUUCCAAUCGGACCAAAAUACAGAGAAGCUCUCGUAGAACAUUUCCUGCUCAUUACUCAUGCAGAAAUGCUGGUUUGAAUUUGACACUUGUUAUGGGAUCGGCUAACGGAUUCGUUUUUCAAAUAAUCAAUUCAUUAAUAGAAUCUUGGGGGGUACGCCUGACCUGACUUGACUGUAAAGGUCAAAAGCAAGUCACUGAGCAGAACGAGUAUAGCUUAAAUAAAUAAAUAAAUAAACAAAUAAACAAAUAGAGUUGACCGAUCUUAUUGGACACAGUCCACAGUUAAGGGCACUGGCUUCAAGUUUUCCUGAAAACAUUUCGCGAGUUUAUCCAGUAGCCUGCACCGGAGACACUUUAAACCGCUGAAAUUCAGUCUAAACGAUGGGUGAGCCGGUUAAAACGCUGUCCUGCGAAAACAGCCGUUUCUCCUCGCUCUUCGCCGCUGGGGGCGUUUCGCGCAGAGGAACGUCUACGACUAAUUAAUGUUUACAUAAUAUAUCCGGUAGUCAUAGGGUUCCACAUCCAAAUUUGUUCAAUUUUACGUUUCUCCUGGUCGAUUUUACUAAAGUGUUGUGUUCAUCUGUGAACGAGCUGCAGCAGAACUCAAAUGCUUCUUCUAGAGAAGAGUAUAUUCCACCUAUUUUGACUGUUUUGUGAGAGAUUCAUCGCGUUUACAUUUGACCUUGAUGGUUUUUGUCCUUUUGUCUGUCAUUCGUAAACAAUAGCUAAAACAAUGUAACUACUCCGUCGACCAAUCAGCGCUUCUGACCGGAUUCCGGAAAGAUUUUACGUCGUCAGUAUGGAAUUUCUGUCGCUGAGUCGCAGACGUUAUUCUUCGCGAAACGUCCUUAGCGGCGAAGGAUGAGCAGAAAAGGGUGUUUCCCAGGCUUAUUAAAACGCAGGCUAGUCGUCCACACGACCGGAUUAAACCUUUUAAUGACAAUUUAUCAAAUAGCCCCGCCACGAAGCGUCCCCAGCGACUGUGAGUAAGGAGAGGCGGUUGUAUUUGCAGGCUAUUUGUCAAGUGGUACCAAAAAUUCAACCAAACUACUUCGACAAAAUGUCAGCUUACGAAUUCUUAUCACAGACUAAUAAAACAGUUUUAACCUUAUUUCUUCACCCUUAGCACUUGUCGGAUAGACAUCACUUUACAGGACUGUAACAACAGGUACAUACGCGACGUAUUUGAAAGGGAAAUAGCUCUUUCCGAUCAAAUUGUAGAAACCUAAGUAAUAUUCAUUCGUUUCAUUCUGCUUAAGUUGCAUAAAACUUAUUUUGUCUCACCUGCACUUUACACUCAUUCACAGAUUACCAAGAUGGAACAUAUCAAAGUGGCAGACUUGGGGCUGGCCACCUUUAGAAACCAGAUAACGGGAACAUAUUGUGGCACACCAUGGUACAUGGCUCCAGAGAUACGCGAAAAUAAAAUCUACGAUUCCAAGGUGGACAUGUACAGCUUCGGAUUGAUGAUGUGGGAAAUGUGGUUUGGUGAGAUGGUUCCUUCUGAUCCGAUCUCCUGGAGUCAAGACAAGGUUACCCGACAAAUAGACAAGAGGAAACAACGCGCCGAAGGACGCGGAGACACUCGCCACCCUCCUCCUGCAAAAUGGAUCGAAUUGAUGGUGUCCCUUUCGAAUGCUGAGCCAUGCGUGAGGAAAACGGCCACAGAAAGUAAAGAAUUGAUGAAGAAGUUAAACACUCCGUGA